ACAGGGACGUGGGUGCCGCAGGGGGCGUGCCAGCGGGUGUGGUCGGGGCGUCGCAAGGUCCUGGUCGCGUUUCUUUGGUAUAUAAGGUGGCGAGGAGUCUCCAGCGGCAGACCAGAUCUCAGACGCUGUGCCGACGACAUGAAUCCUCUGGUGUUGGUGUCGCUGCUGGCUGCGGCCUGUGUCGCCGCCCCGAUGAAAGACCACGCGACCCACGUGGUGCAGCACGCAGCGGCGGUGGUGCCUCUCGCGGCGCACCAUGAGGUGACGGCACACGUCCCUGUGGGAGUGGAGCACCACACGGUGGGCAAGGCCGUGGCCGUGGCCCCCGCCGUGGUGCCCGCCGUGCCGGGCUACACCGUGGACGGGGAGGUGCGCCAGGUGACCCACGACCUGCCCAAGCCCGAGGAAGUCGAAGUAGACGUGGACUCUCUUCCCAUCCUUGCCGCUCCCGCAACCUACGCUGCACCAUACACCGUACCCCACGCCCAUCUCCCUUACGCCUUGCCCCACCACCAUGUACAAGUCGCUCCCACCCACGUAGCCCAUGCGCCCAUCACUUACUCCAACGUCAAUCUCAAUGUGCCCGCGCCCGUGCCCUCUGGAGACGCUCCCGCCCCAGAGGAACUGGUGCAGCGCAUCCCCGUCAAGGCCCUGGGCCGCCCCGAGGUGACCUACACUCCCCAGGUGACUGAGGUCAGGCCGGAACUCAAAAUCAUCGAGAAGACCUACGACGUGAAAGUGCCCAAGCCCGUGUACCAGACCCAGCACGUCACCCCCGUGCACCACAAGUACGUGGCUGAGCCCUACGCCGUGCCCCAGCCUUACGCCGUGCCCCAGCCCUACGCUGUGCCCCACCCCUACCAUGUGCACCACCAUGUUGCCGCCGCACCUGCCGUGCAUGCGGUGCACGCUGCGCCCGCUGUGUACGCCGCGCCUGCCGUGUCCAUAGGGCAUUAUUGAAGCGAUCAUCGCCGUCCAGCACUGCGUCUCCUUCGGCAGGCGCGUCAGCACCACUGCCCCGCCAGUGGCUGAGUGACGCCGCCUGCCGCUGUACUCGUAGCCACACUUAGCACGCUUUCUUAGGCUCCAUGGCCCAAGACAAAAUGUAAAACAGAAUUCUCACCUUUAUUUGCUAUUAAAUGACGAAUUUACGACGAACACAA
This is a messenger RNA of Scylla paramamosain (green mud crab), 1163 nucleotides long. RefSeq lists its product as uncharacterized. The transcript is spliced from 2 exons. The record is from RefSeq and is a predicted model, not a curated record. The coding region runs from base 139 to 960 and encodes 273 amino acids. Lineage: Eukaryota; Metazoa; Arthropoda; Malacostraca; Decapoda; Portunidae.